Messenger RNA from Suhomyces tanzawaensis NRRL Y-17324, 1527 nucleotides. RefSeq names its product alpha-mannosyltransferase. Gene Ontology annotation, molecular function: alpha-1,2-mannosyltransferase activity. Gene Ontology annotation, biological process: mannan biosynthetic process. The transcript has a single exon. The record is from RefSeq and is a predicted model, not a curated record. Bases 1 to 1527 code for a protein of 508 amino acids. NCBI's taxonomy places the organism in Eukaryota, Fungi, Ascomycota, Pichiomycetes, Serinales, Debaryomycetaceae. Gene Ontology annotation, cellular component: Golgi apparatus.
AUGCCCGCCCAACCUUCGCAUGAUUUCUGGAAUCGCAUAUUCACAAUCUUCGACAAUAAUAAGUUCAACAUAUCGGAAGCUGAAAGAGCGGAUCCAAUCAGUUAUAUAAAACAAGUGUACAACGGUCCUGGCGUUCCUACUUCUAAGCAUGCACUCAUGACCAAGGCACAUUUUACCCAAGAUACUUAUGACGAGCUCAGAUUAAAGCAUGGUGCUGUGUUGAAACAGUUGCCCAAUGGUCUUCACCAAUCCACCUAUAAGAAGAACUCGCGUGGUAUCGUGCUUAUUGGCGGUGGUUGGUAUUCCUGGUUGUCAUAUCUUUCUCUUGUAUCACUCAGGGAAACGGGCUCUAAGUUACCAGUAGAGUUCAUUUUACCUACAUUUCAUGAUUACGAACAGGAGUAUGACUUCUGUCACAAUGUGUUGCCAAAGCUUGAUGCUUCGUGUGUCGUUGUGGCUGAGAAACUCGGUACCGCAGUGACUAGAAAGUGGCUGUUCGGAAGCUACCAAUACAAAGCUUUAGCGAUAAUUGCAUCUACCUUUCAACAUGUUAUUCUUCUUGACUCAGACAAUAUAUUGGUCAAAAACCCAGACUCAAUAUUCACUUCUACAGUCUAUAAGAAACAUGGUCUCAUUACAUGGCCUGAUUAUUGGAAACGUACCAUUUCACCUUUCUUCUAUAGUGUUGCUGGAUUGAGGGUCAAUGAAAAGUUAAGAACAAGAUAUGAUAGAUUUCCUUUGAUUACACCAGUUGCCGUUAACGAAACUGAGCAGCUUCAAGUUCCAUAUCAUGACUUGGAUGGGGCUAUCCCAGAUUUAUCUACAGAAUCAGGUCAGUUGAUCGUGAAUAAGAAAACACAUGGUAAAGCCCUUUUGGUUGCACUUUAUUACAAUGUUUUUGGCCCAGGGUACUUUUAUAAGUUAUUCUCAUUGGGUGAAUUGGGUGAGGGUGAUAAAGACACUUUUGUUACAGCUGCUAUGGUUGUCCGUAAACCUCAUUACCAGGUUAAAUCAUAUAUCCGAACAGUUGGCUACAACGAUGAUUCUAGUUUUCACGGUCUUGGAAUGGGGCAGAAAGAUCCAAUUAUGGAUUACAAUGUUUUUACUGCUGAGAUGAAAAAUUUGCUGAGACUUUAUCAUAAGAAAGACUUACCUAUGGAUAAACAAAUUUCACUUUUGAAGAACCUUGAAGACAAUGUCUUUUCUUCAAGCAGUAACAUUCCAUUGUUUGCAGUACAUUGCAAUGUGAAGAAGGUUAAUCCUGUUGACUUCAUGGAAAGCAAAGAAAUUUACAACAAAAAAGAACAUAGACUUAACGUAAGAAUGUUCAGCGGGUUGACAUAUGUGGAUGACAGAGGCGACCAACCCCGUCAAGUGGAUUUCGAAUACAUGAGAUGGUCAUUCAUGGAUAGAAUUUUAUGCGAAGAUGAGGUCAAGUUCAGCACAUUCGAGAAUGCAAACAUGACUAAGCUUUGUCUGUACCUUAAGAAUACAGUCAAAUGGUUAGCACAACCAGCUCAGAUAUAG